This is a messenger RNA of Tachysurus fulvidraco (yellow catfish), 4004 nucleotides long. It is a transcript of the gene foxn2b, whose product is annotated as forkhead box N2b. The record is from RefSeq and is a predicted model, not a curated record. Gene Ontology annotation, cellular component: nucleus. Bases 659 to 1810 code for a protein of 383 amino acids. Lineage: Eukaryota; Metazoa; Chordata; Actinopteri; Siluriformes; Bagridae. The transcript is spliced from 7 exons. Gene Ontology annotation, molecular function: cis-regulatory region sequence-specific DNA binding; DNA-binding transcription factor activity. Gene Ontology annotation, biological process: regulation of DNA-templated transcription.
UAAUCGAGAGCAUCACGUCACACAGUGCUAUUUUUUUGCGUGCGUGCACGCGCGUUCAUCCGUAUCACCCUGAAAGCAUAACAAAUGGUGUAACGUGUACGGUGACGGUGCAUAGAGAAGCAUCGCGACUCAGAGGCAACACGUGGUGUAAAUAUAGGAAUGAACUGUGAACAGCGCAAUUGCUUAGGUUUGCUAAAAAAAAAAAAAAAGAGGCUACAGUGCGCUGCGGCAGUUGUCAGGGGAUAUCGGAGAGCUCCGCUCUGAUUGGCUGGAGGGGCCUUGUUGCUAUGGCGACGGACGGGGGGGUACGGUAGCGUUGCUGUGCGGCGUGAUCUGUGUGCGCGCGGAUGGAGGAAGCAGCUGCUGAUCUUUUGACACAGUAGCUACAGCAGAGAAAAAGCGACUGCAUGAAACACACCGGAGCUGCGGAGUCUGAAACGACCUUUUAGUAUGCACGAAUGUGAGAGAGUCUCCGUAUCUAUGCCAGUUGUUAGUCUCUGACAGCUGUGUAAUGAGGCUAGGUGACCGUCCUGCUGAGUCAGAUCAAAUCUCCCAAAACACCCAAGAAACUCCGGGAGCUGCUGACUUACGCCUGAUCUGCCUGUCAUAAGAACGUUGUAAGCGCAAGAGAGAAAGUCAUCUCUACCCUCCAAGUUUGAUGGGUCCGAUAAUCGGGAUGUCUCCAGAUAAGAAAGCCGACUCUCCAGGAUCUCAGGGUAUGUGCGGAGCAGGAACUCUCCCAGAAGCAGAAAGUGCCUCCAGCCCUCUAGCCACUAGUCUGGACAGGAUCGGUCCAUCUGGGGCCGUAAGCAGGUCCCGACUCGAACCCGAGGACGACGAGCUGACUAAUCUGAACUGGCUCCACGAGAACCUGCUGCAGAACUUCACUCUUGGAGAUGCGCAGUCUUGCAGUGGUCCUUUGUUUGACAUCGAGGGUAGUGUGGGCUCUCCACGUGGACACAGUCUGUCCUCGUCCUCUUCAUCUGUCUCAUCUGGGAGUCCAGGUAGUGAACGGGAUCCCCUCAAAUCCAAGCCUCCUUUUUCCUUCUCGCUUCUGAUCUACAUGGCUAUUGAACAGUCUCCCAGUAAAUCCCUUCCUGUAAAGGACAUCUAUGGCUGGAUCCUGGAACACUUCCCAUACUUCUCCAGCGCUCCCACAGGAUGGAAGAACUCGGUGCGGCACAACCUGUCUCUGAACAAGUGCUUCCGCAAGGUGGAGCGCGGCCUGGGGAAGGCCAAUGGGAAAGGCUCUCUGUGGUGUGUUCACCCUGAGUUCCGGCCCACGCUGAUGCAAGCCCUGAAGAAACAGCACUUCCCGAGCGCACAAGCUUUCUGCACGCCACCUGCCUCUCCUCCCAGUGCCUCUUCUCCUCCUUGUCACCUGUUCUCCUUGGAGCAAGGCUACUCUCUAAAGGAAUGUGAUUUUGACGCUGCCACUGCCAUGAUGCUGUUAAAGUCUGCCUCAGAGCAGAACAUUGACCCAUAUGAGCAAGAGGGACCGAUCGAUCUUUCCCGGAGGGAUCUGGUGGUGGUAAGCCGAGAUCCAAAACAGGACCACAACUACAGCAGCGUCCCCGUGUCUCCCUCUCCGCAGCAGACAACGGGUUCCAGUGCUCCCACACACGGGCAACAAGAGAGAGCAGGCUUGGCAAACGGUAGCCACCCUCCAUUAAAGAGGGCCAGACAUGAUUCCAAGCCUGAUGUAGAUGAUGAGUUGAAAGAGGCAGCUGGCUCGCUUCUGCACCUAGCAGGCAUUCGAACCAGCCUCGGUGCCACGAGACGCAAGAGCAGGAAGCUGGACAGGAAAUGAAGCCGGGCUCUUUAGCCUGCUCAUUCUUUUGUUUCCCUUUACACCCCUCACUAUGUGACUCGUUCCUGUGGCCUGUUCUGGCCUCUCUCCUCUGGUUGAAGUUAAUUUGUUUGAAAUUAAUCCUUUUUUUUUUUUUUCCUCAAAAUAUUCCAAUCAUCUCAUCCAACAGGCAAUACUAACACAAACACAGGAGAGAAAAGCCAUACUGAUGCUUUUGUUUGUUGUACAGAAAAGAUUAGGAGAGAAAAAAAAAAGUUAAAUCAUCCACCAACCUACAUUCACAACUAAAAGAGUUUGAGGGGAGAAAAAAGAGAACUUUUUGGGGAGGGGAAAAAAAAACUCAGAGGAGAUUUGCAUGCUUCCACCUCUUAAAAAAAACAACACAAAUGUAUAUAUCUUGAGAAUGAAUGCAUGACUUUCACAAGUGGCUUGGGCUUCAGCAUAAUGACGAAAAGCUAGAUAAGAAAAAAAGAUUUAAAAGUGCCAUUGAUUUUGGAUCAUAAGACUUCAGUUAAGAAAUAUGAUACAAUGAUAAAUGCAAUAAUUAGUUGACCUAAAUACUUGUAGUUAUUUUAUUUUUGUACUGCUGUUUUUUGUAUUUCGUCUGGUAAAGAUGACGUGUCCCCUGAAGCCCCGUGCACUCGUAGCUAUGAUGUCAAAUCCAUGUGACUUUCCUCUUCAUCCUGAUUGGAUCAGUGCCCCAACCCUAACCUCCCUGAGCAGUAUCACUGUAGUUGAGAGAACAGCAUGAAAGUAGAGCGGUGGCUCUUUGCAUUCACUUCAGUAUUUAUCCAACGAUUAUCUCCGUAGUAAGUGUAGUCCUGUGCCAUUACAUCUCCAGAAUUAUUUCCCCACAUACGUUUAAACGUGUGUCACUUAAGCAUUUAAACUAUAGGACACAAUGCAAAGAGGCCAGAUUUAACCAAGAACUUUUUUCUCUCUUCAGCAACCCAUUUCUAUAGGUGUCAUUAUUACGUCACAGCUUCAGAGCUGUCUGACCAAUCCGACACAAGUGCUGAGAGAAGUCAGAGCAGGGUUUUCGAAAUAAAUCUUCAGUGGACUUUAGCAGGAUCUGUAUGCAUGGGGCUUGUGCUUCGGGUUUGGAUGUAGCACUCCGCUGCACAGAUGACCUCGAGAGAGUUGUUCUGGCUCAAGAGGAAACUGGAGACAAUGUGGGCUCUGGAAGAAAAGCGGCUGUGGGAAGAAAGGAAAAAAACACUUGCCUUUCUGCAGCUCUGUAAAUGAGGAAGUCAUGGGAACGGAAGUCAAACUGAUGAGACAGGAAGCUGAUAUCCUCAGAACCUGCUACUACCAGGACUGGGUUUGGCACGAGUACUGGACUAUUCAGGCUCUCUGUCUAAACUCCUACUUUAUGUUAAACCAUCAGGGGUGUUGCCGCUAUCUUUGCAACUCUCAUCCUUUUUUUGUUUUGAUCAUUGUUUUAACUGCCUAAGUAAGUGAAAUACCACUCACCUCUUUCUUGUGAUGGCUAAAUUAAGCUCUAAUCAGGAACGAUUGCACCCGACAGGCGGGGAACUUCUACGGCAAACGACGGAGCCUGUUGAAUCAUGGUGCUACUAAAAUGUAUCAGGACAUAUCCUGUAUCCUGUGUGUGAGCUCACUAGUCCUGUGGUACCUGUGAAGCUUUUCAGCAAAUUUCAUGAUGACCUUUUAACACUUCUCUAUUUAAUUGCAUCACUUUAACUGUUGCCAUUUUCAAGUUGCUGCCCAAACACUUUUGCCAAGGCUGCCAAUUUCCCCUCUAUUUGUACAUAGUGAUAACACAGGAUGCAAGUAUUACUAGAGGAGGUUUAGAGGAGAGAGUGACAGAGCUGUAGUGUUAGAAUUAAAGCUUGUAAAAGCAGCCACUUGUUUCUCCCCAAACAGGAGUAUUGACUUCUGAAUAUCUGACCUCUCUCUGUGAUACAGCAUAGUGAUAAUUGUUUAUUAUUAUUAUUAUUAUUAUUAUUAUUAUUAUUAUUAUUAUUAUUAUUAUUAUUACUAUUCUGCUCCACUAAUUCAGAGCUGCCAAUCAGUUUGCUUGCAUUUGUCUGCCAUGUCUGUCUGACAGACUUCCAUCUUUUGGUUUUGUAAGCUAACCUAUGUUAAUAAAAUGUUUAUAAAGUUUAUUUUUGCCAAAGAUAUGCAAUUGUUGCAUUAUAUAUGGUAUUAAAAUAAAAAAGGGUUUCUUUUA